AUGGAAUUCGGCGGCCACCUCACCUUCGACCACGGCAUGGACGACGAGAUUGACGAGCCUGGGCUGUUUGCCGACGCGGCGGACGACGAAUUCUCCCUUCAUCCCACCCAGACGACCGUCCACCCGCCGAGCACACAACAAGCGGGACCGCACCCGGGACCACAGGCGGGCACCAGCAAUCCAUCGGGCUUCAGCAAGGGCGUCCUUCGCCGUCGAGAGCUGACGUCGCGACCCGAUGCCGGCGGCACUGCGCCACGUCGACUGACCAGCCCCACCAACCGCCGCAGCGUGGGAUCAGGAGUCUCCAAGUCGCGCCCGACCCCGCCGACUGCGACCGUCCCCACCUCGGGAUCGCUGAGGCGCUCUCUCCAGGAGACUCUCCACCGGGCCUCGUCGAUCCAGAUGCUGGAGACGUCCGAAGACCGAAUGAGCCAGAUCGAGGUGAACUCGCAGCGUACGCAGGACGAACUCCGCGUGUGUUUGAGCGAGGUGAACGGGGCGCUGGAAUUUGCCGAGUCGUUCAACCAGCAGAUGGGGGAACGGUCGUGA
This is a messenger RNA of Lithohypha guttulata, 549 nucleotides long. RefSeq lists its product as uncharacterized. The record is from RefSeq and is a predicted model, not a curated record. The transcript is spliced from 2 exons. The coding region runs from base 1 to 549 and encodes 182 amino acids. NCBI's taxonomy places the organism in Eukaryota, Fungi, Ascomycota, Eurotiomycetes, Chaetothyriales, Trichomeriaceae.